CAGCCGCGUCGGCCGAUUCUAACCCAAAUCAAUCAUCUCCAUAGCGAAACACAACCCGUCUCCCUGCCCUCUCCCAUCCCCAGUCGGCCAAUCCCCGAAUCCCUAACCCUAUCCCCAUCGCCGCCGCCACGAUGCUCAGCUCGCCAGGCCACUCCCCCCGCCACCUCUCGCCGUCGCCAUCCCCCGCCCCUUGCACCCCUCGACCGGCGUCCCCGACCUCUUCUUCCGCCUCCGCCCUCGCCACCGCCGUCACCUCCUCGAAGCGCCGGCGCCCGGAGGUGCUCGACGAGGACACCUACGUUGCCACCAUCGAGCGCAUCAUCGAGCGUGACUUCUUCCCCGACCUCCCCCGCCUCCGCGACCGCCUCGACUGGCUCCAGGCCGUGCGCUCCCGCGACCCACUCAUCCUCCGCGACGCCCAGCUCAAGAUCCUCGACCGCCGCCGCCGUCUCCAGGGCCAGGGACCCGUCCCUACCCCUACGCCGGCCACCUCCACGGCGCUCCGUUCCCCGUCCUUCCUCACGACCCCCUCCGCCGCCCCCUCCGCCGCCGGCGAGGGCGCCGAGGAGGAGGACGUGGCGGCCGCGCUCUCCCUCGAUGGCUUCUUCCGCCGCUUCACCAGCGAGGACAACGAGUCCUUCUCGCGCAUCCUCGAAAAGGUCAACCACCGCCGCCGUGAGCGCUACGCCCACCUCCUGGAGCCUGCCGAGGCCAAGAACACACCGCUGUUAGAGGACGCCAAGCGCGACAGGAUAACUGACGGGUAUGGUACAUCAGGGCAGCCGCCGAGUACAUUGGAGGGUGCCAAGUUCACGGCGAAGAACCUGCUCAUGUAUUACCCGGCUGACCGUGGGGAGGCGCCGCUCACUGAGGAGGAGCGUGCUGAGCGGCUCAAUGGUAUGACCAAGGAGAUUGACAGGUCAAACACCAGGUUGCAUGGGAGGGCUACGGCUGAUGAUGCAAGGCCCAAUGAGGAGGCGGCGGCCAUACUGUAUGCACUGGUUGCAGGCUCCACUCCAGGAGGGAUGGCUUACCAUGAUCCCGACAAAGCUAGGAAGUAUGAUUUGGAGGAUCUGAGGAAGACACCGAACCCAUUCUAUCUUGAGUCAGACAAAAAGGCGGAGAAUGGUUAUAAUUUUGUGAGGACGCCAUCGCCGGCACCUGGUGUGGAUGAGUCGCCAUUCAUGACAUGGGGUGAGAUUGAGGGAACACCGCUGAGGUUGGACCCUGAGAAUACACCCGGUGGUUCUGGAAGCAGUGAGGCGGCGCAUUUCAAGAUCCCACCUCCACCUGCUCGGGAUGUGAAGGCGCACCUGCUUUCAAGGGAUGCUGCAAGGAAGAUAAAGGAGCGGUCUAAAAUUUUCCACAAGCCACCAUUACCUUCCCCUGUUAGGGGAGGCAGUGCAAGCCCCAAAACCCUCUCGCCAGCAGCACAGAAGUUUGUGAGGAAUGCCAUCUCAAAGUCAGCAAAGUCCUCAAACACCAUUGAUGAGUCGCUCCGGGCAAGCUACAGAGGUUCAAGCCCAUCUGCAAGCACUCCGAAGACAAGGUUUUCAAGAGACCCAGGCUUAGGAUCACGGUCUCCAUCAACGAGGCAGGGUUCCACCCCUCCCUGGUGAUUUUUAAUAGACCUCUCAAUGUUAUUUCAUAAAAUGUAUAAUUUUUUUGUAUUGUAACAAAUUGUAUAAUGAAAAGAAUGGAAGUGACUCGUAUUUAUCUUGAA
Molecule: messenger RNA, 1723 nt
Organism: Phragmites australis (common reed)
Lineage: Eukaryota; Viridiplantae; Streptophyta; Magnoliopsida; Poales; Poaceae
Exons: 1
Coding region: 132-1619 (495 amino acids)
Cellular component (GO): catalytic step 2 spliceosome
Source: RefSeq, a predicted model, not a curated record